Molecule: messenger RNA, 2231 nt
Organism: Harpia harpyja (harpy eagle)
Lineage: Eukaryota; Metazoa; Chordata; Aves; Accipitriformes; Accipitridae
Gene: ZCCHC10
Product: zinc finger CCHC-type containing 10
Exons: 4
Coding region: 58-645 (195 amino acids)
Molecular function (GO): zinc ion binding; nucleic acid binding
Source: RefSeq, a predicted model, not a curated record
CGCGUCCUCUCUGGCCGCGGGAGGAUUUACUCUCUGUGGCGGCCGCUCUUUCCCCCAAUGGGAGGAGGCGGCGGACGGCAUGGCCCGGCAUGCAGCGCGGCCCGCGCCUCACUUCCCGGCCCGGCCGCUAAGAUGGCGACUCCCAUGCACCGCCUCAUCGCUCGGAGACAGGCGGAGGCAAACAAGCAGCAUGUAAGAUGUCAAAAAUGUUUAGAGUUUGGACAUUGGACAUAUGAAUGUACAGGGAAGAGAAAAUACCUGCACAGACCUUCGAGGACAGCUCAAUUAGCGAAAAUUCUUAAAGAAAAAGAAAAGCAACUAUUACUGCAACAAAGCGCUGGAGAAAGCACUGCGGAAAGGAAGACCAAGAAAAAAAGAUCUAAAAGUGUGACCAGUUCCAGCAGCAGUAGCAGUGCCAGUUCAGCUAGUGAUUCCUCAUCUGACAGCGAAGAUUCUUCUACCUCUUCUUCUGAUGAUGAUAGUGACAGUGAUGAGAGUUCCUCUACUUCCUCAUCUUCUCCAUCCUCGAGUAGUACUUCCUCUUCUUCAGAGUUUGAAUCGGAUUCUAGUUCCUCCAGCAGUAGCAGCAGCAGCACAGACAGUAGUUCUGAUGAUGAGCCGCCAAAGAAAAAGAAGAAGAAAUAGUGUGGUACAGUCUAGAACUGUUUAGUGAAUGAUAACGUUCUUCAGAGAUGUUUUGAGCCCGUGGUUGCCAAGCAGUUUAACUGGUCAACAUUUCUACUGCUAAAACUUUCUAAAUGUUUUGCAUAGUUGUUCAUGAGACAUGAAAGGUAUUAAAUGGCACGUGAGACUUACUGAAAGAGUAUUUUUGUGGUUUAUCCUUUUAUGGAAAAUUUUACUUUUUUAGUUCAGAAAUCUAUCAUCAGAUUUGUUUAUAUGAGCUAAGGUCCGGUAACCUGGAUGUUUACAUGCUGGAAAGCAAAAGCUUUUUAUUGCAGAUCAUGCUGUGCAUCAUAUGCUACUACUCUGUUUAUGACAGCUUCACUUACAUUUAGAAAAUCCUCUAAACUAUUAGAAGCAAAAGUUUUACACUGCUGGCUGUAGAGCACUGUCAUUGUUGAAACUGAAUGCACAAUGUUGCACACAGAGGGCCUUCCAUCUCACUGUUAACAAAUGUAUUAUAUGCUGCUGAGCUUUUUUUCUGAUGGCUUUUCCUGAUGCUUCCAGGUUGAGUCUUCACUGCAACAUAAAACUUUAAAUAGUGUUCAUUUGUCAACGAUCAAUAUACUACUUGUGCUGUACAGAGGCUUUAGUCUUUUCAACUCGCCUGUUUCCUUAGCUCAUGUAUUUGUAGCAUUUUCUGAGACACAGAGUGUCUCUUGCAGCAGUGUCUGUGUAAGAAAGAGGAGCAGUGCACAGGGGAAGAAUUAUGACUGAUGCUGCUUAGGAGUUUCAUCUUUGUGCCUUUUUUUGUAAAUUAAAUGUAUCCUAGUGAGAGAAGGGCUCGAGUGGGUGUUUUUCAGAACUCCAUUAGCUUUCCAUACAGAACAUGGUCAGUAAAACCAGAGAAAUAGUAGUAACAAACAAAAAUGGGCGCUAUUUUCAAGGACAUGGGAAAAAGGCUAUUUUCACUGGAUGCUCAGUAAGAAAAGGAGUCGCCUUUAAAUAGAGGUCCUAAAGGAGAGUGUUUCCCUUUUGAUAUUUUUGCAAAAAAUUGUUGUGUAAUGCAAGAUUACCAAUCCAUGUUGUUGGGCACAUGAUGACUGGCACUAUAGUCUGCAGUAUAAUCAGUCCAUUAUUUUUAUGUAAUAGUGUGUACAUGUCUGUGAAAAUCUGGCAUGGGAGAAGCAGCAAGUUAGUGCAAAAAAACCCCCCCAAAAACAACAAAAGCAAAAUCCAAAUGUACUGCAGAACAAGUAUUGCUGGUUGCAAAUUGAACGUUAUUUGUGCUUUUGGUGGAUUGAAGCAGUUGGCAUUAGUAUUUUAAUUUUUGAUGCGGUCUCCUGAAUUUCAUAUCGUUGGAGUGCCCUUUUUGGGGGAGGGGGCAGCACAUGUGGAAGAAUUCUUAAAUAUCUUGGUUUAGGUAAAAUAUAGUAACUAAACUAUUUUUUAUAUUUUUAUGGAAAAAGUAGUGUGUAGAAUUACUUUUGAAUAAACUGUGCUUAUUUAAAUGUUUGAAAAUGUAUGUUGUAUGUUUUAGUCUGUAAGCAUUACUGUGUUUUACAGAACACUCUGCAGACUGUAAAUAAAAUUACCAGAAAAUUGUUUAA